Molecule: messenger RNA, 1211 nt
Organism: Zea mays
Lineage: Eukaryota; Viridiplantae; Streptophyta; Magnoliopsida; Poales; Poaceae
Product: protein ODORANT1
Exons: 2
Coding region: 62-856 (264 amino acids)
Source: RefSeq, a predicted model, not a curated record
AUAGCCUUGUUAACUUAGUGCUUAAUCUAGUACAAGCUGCCAGCUGAUACUAAAUUGAUCAAUGGGGAGACAGCCGUGCUGUGAUAAGCAGGGGGUGAAGCGAGGGCCAUGGACAGCGGAGGAGGACAAGAAGCUCAUUAGCUUCAUCCUGACACACGGCCAGUGCUGCUGGCGGGCAGUGCCUAAAUUGGCAGGGCUGCUUCGUUGCGGCAAGAGCUGCCGUCUGCGGUGGACUAACUACCUUCGCCCUGACCUCAAGCGUGGCCUACUCAGCACUGCCGAGGAGCAGCUCGUCAUUGACCUCCAUGCCAUGCUCGGAAACAGAUGGUCCAAGAUCGCUGCCAAGUUACCUGGGAGAACAGACAACGAGAUCAAGAACCACUGGAACACGCACAUCAAGAAGAAGCUCGUCAAGAUGGGCAUCGACCCAGCCACGCACCAGCCUCUAGCCAACUCGAAGGAGGCUGCUUCCUCGCAGUCCACUGUUACAGAUGAAUCUGCUAAAACCAGCAACUCCAGAGAGGAGCUGAGCUUGAAGAAUGAUGGUAGCCGUAGGGAGGCUCCACUGUCCACCGAUUCGUCGGAGCAGUCCAGCUGGCCAGAGUCAGGCUCAGGCAGCAACGUCUGUGAUCAAGGCCCUGAACUGCUGGAGAACUGGCUCUCGGAGACUGGCCUGUCGAUGGAUGAGCCAUGGCUGGAUUUUACGAGCAGAAACGACGAGCUUGGCAAUGUCGAGGGGACGUUGCCGUGGGAUGGAACAACCGACUGGCUGCUGGACUACCAAGAUUUUGGCAUGUGCAGCUCGAACUCAGUCGACAAUUCAGUGUUCCAUGCCUCAAACGGAUCGAACUUCUAAAACGUUGGAGAAAGGCUGUCCGAUUAAUAGAAAAAAAAGGAGAAAGACGGGGCUGCAAGCUAGUUCGAGCGCACAGCACAGAGCCCAGUGUAGAAAAUAGAUGCGAUAAUAAUGUUGUGAAAAGAGAUAGGCAUGGGGCCGGGCGCGUAUUUAGAGCCUAGAAUAGUGAUACCUUGCCCUUACCUUAAAAGUAAGGGGUCUGUAUUGGUAGAAGCUGAAGAACUAGACUUCAAAUGUUCGAAUCAUGCAUGGCAUCCUAUGAACAAAGUUAGGGUAUAUGUGACACGCGGGGUCAUGCGCAGCAUGUUGCGCUGAAGUGAGUUCCGACGGAAUAAAAUAGCCUAUUUCUGUGUAA